Molecule: messenger RNA, 8491 nt
Organism: Cynara cardunculus var. scolymus (artichoke)
Lineage: Eukaryota; Viridiplantae; Streptophyta; Magnoliopsida; Asterales; Asteraceae
Product: protein ILITYHIA
Exons: 58
Coding region: 185-8158 (2657 amino acids)
Biological process (GO): cellular response to amino acid starvation; regulation of translation
Cellular component (GO): cytosol
Molecular function (GO): protein kinase regulator activity
Source: RefSeq, a predicted model, not a curated record
CUAAAACCCUAAAUAACACCAUCCGCCAUACAACACACUCUCAGUCCAACCCAACUCACAGCUCUAAAUCGCUAACGUUUUAGCGAAAGAUCUUGACACCAUUUUCUUGCUGGUUCUAACUUUGAUCAUCUUUCAAGUUUUGUUCUUUUGAAAGGAUCAGUUGUUUGUUUAAGUAGCGAGUUCAAUGGAGCCGUGGGUUUCACUUGCAUCUUCAAUCCCAACUUCAUCUACAAAGAGGCGGAUUCGGAUCUUUCGCUCCGAGAUUCCUUCCAUUAUUCUGAAUUCAGAGAUGUCAACUGAGUCUGCGUCACAGUUGGUGGAUUUAAUAUUUAUGACAUUGUAUAUUUACGAUGAUCGAGGGUCAAGGAAAGCCGUGGAUGAUUUGAUUGUAAAGGAGUUGAGCGAGGUUAUAUUUAUGAAAACAUUUGCAGCAACUCUUGUGCAGGGCAUGGAAAAACAGUUAAAGUUUCAGUCUCAUGUUGGCUGCUAUAGACUUAUGAACUGGUCAUGUCUCCUCCUUUGUAGAAGUCAGUUUAUCUCGGUGUCAAAGAGUGCAUUUAGCAGAGUUGCAGCUUCGCAGGCCUCAAUUCUUCAAAUUAGCAUGCAAGGAUCUUCUCAUGAGCGGAGGGCUUGCCGAAGAACUUUUAUUCAUUCCUUUUUCGAGUCACCUGACAUUUUCAGCUUGUACAUGGAGGAACUAAAAGGUGCAAAAAUCUCAUAUAAAAAUUGCCCAGAGAUGCUAUGUGUGAUGUUGGACUUUUCAAGUUCAAAACCAUCACUGUUUGAAAGAUGGAAGCCGGUAUAUCUUGAUAUGUAUGUUCAAGCGGUUCUUAACACGAGGGAUAAGCCAACAAAAGCCCUGAGCGAAGCUUUCCGUUCAUUAUUUUUUUGUCUGUCACAUGAAGAUUUUAAGAGUGUCAUUCUUCCUUCAUCUGUGAAGAUGCUGAAAAGGAAUCCCGAGCUUGUUCUGGAAUCCAUCGGGGUCCUUUUGAGAUAUGUUAACUUGGAUUUGAGCAAGUAUGGCGUUGAGAUUUUAUCAGUGGUAUUAGCACAGGCUCGCCAUGCGGAUGAAGGAAGAAGACUUGCUGCCUUGGAUAUUGUCAGAUGUCUGUGUCAAAAGUCUAGUAAUCCGGAUGCUGUCGAGGCAAUGUUCUCUGCCGUCAAAUCUGUAAUUGGAGGUUCUGAAGGAAGACUUGCUUUUCCAUACCAGAGGGUUGGCAUGAUAAAUGCACUGCAGGAACUGUCUAGAUGUCCUGAGGGGAAAUAUCUUGGUAGCCUGUCUCUGUCUGUAUGUGACCUUCUUUUGACAAGUUACAAGGAUGAUGGAAAUGAAGAGGUAAAGCAUGCAUGUUUAACCGCUUUAGCUUCUUGGGUAGCAAGAUCUACGGAUGCUAUUCGGCCAGAAUUUGUUUCAUUUAUGGCCUUAGGGCUCAAGGAGAAGGAAUCACUAAGAAGAGGUCAUCUUCGAUGCCUACGCAUCAUUUGCAAAAAUCCUGAUGCAGUUUUACUGAUAUCUUCUUUGCUCCCCUCACUUGUCCAGCUAGUAAAAACUGGUUUUACCAAGGCAGCACAACGGUUGGAUGGCAUUUAUGCAUUACUCAUUGUGGUGAAGAUUGCAGCUGCUGACAUUAAAGCAGAUGAAACUGUGUCGAGGGAAAAGCUAUGGUCUUUGAUUUCGCAGAAUGAACCUUCAGUUGUUCCUGUAGCCAUGACUUCUAAACUGUCACUGGAGGACUGUGAAACAUGUAUUGAAUUACUUGAGUCGCUCUUUGUGGAUCAUCCUCAAAGAGUUUUUGAGACUCUUCAUGUGAGAUCACUCAUGCAGCUUAUCCUUACAUUUCUGUGCCAUUCAAGUUGGGAUAUACGUAAAGCAGCUUAUGGUUGUACCAAGAAGAUUCUAUCUGCUGCUCCAAAACUAUUCGAAACUCUUCUAAUUGAAUAUUCAGAUCAUCUCAAUGUUGUUGGGGAAAAGGUCUUAGCGAAGCUAAGUGACACAGAAACUUCAUCGGAUGCUCAAAUAGCUUUUGUGCCAUCUGUGGAGGUUUUGGUAAAGGCUUUGAUGGUAAUAUCAUCUGGUAUCUUGGCUGCUGCACCUAGUUCCUGUAUACGGCUUAUAUUCAUCUCACAUCAUCCAUGCCUAGUUGGCACAGCAAAAAAUGAUGCAGUUUGGAAGAGAUUGCAGAAGUGUUUGCGAGCUCUUGGUUUUGAUGUCAUUGGGCAUAUAAUGGCUGAUGUCAGUAACUUGUGUCAGAGUUUGCUUGGACCAAUGGGGUUGAUGAGUACUAGUCGUAUGGAACAAGAAGCUGCUAUACAUACUUUGUCCACUUUGAUGACCAUAACACCUGCUGAAGCCUAUGCAGAAUUUGAAAAGCACCUGAAAAGUUCUCCUGAUCGUGGUGCACAUGAUAUGCUAUCAGAAAAUGAUAUUCAGAUUUUCCAUACCCCUGAAGGGAUGGUAUCCACUGAGCAAGGUGUGUAUAUUGCGGAGUCUGUAGCUUCUAAUAACAUGAAACAGGCGAAAGGCCGCUUCCGGACUUACGAGAACAGUGACAGCAUGGACAAUGGCAACUCCACUUCUGGAAAGCGAGAGACUGCUGGUAAAGAGCGUGCUGGUGCCGGGAAGAAGGAUAUAGGGAAACAAACAAGGAAGCCUGAUAAACAGAAGACAUCAAAGGAGGAGGCACGUGAAUUGCAGCUUCAAGAAGAAGCUUAUAUCCGUGAGAAGGUCAUGAAUAUACAGAAGAAUCUUUCCUUGUUGCUGAAAGCUUUAGGAGAGAUGGCUAUAGCUAAUCCUGUUUUCACACACAGUGAAUUACCCUCCCUGGUCAAGUUUGUCAAUCCGUUACUGCAGUCACGGAUAGUUAAUGAGGUGGCUUUCGAAACAGUGGUGAAGCUAUCAAGAUGUACUGCUCCUCCACUGUCUAAUUGGGGUUUAGACAUUGCUACUGCCUUGAGGCUAAUUACAACUACUGAACCUUAUGUUUCAUGGGAUCGUCUUUCGUCUCUUGGUGAGGGCGAUCACAAUGACAGGUCAUCAUUGAGUCUCUUUGAAAGAGUAAUGCAUGGCUUAUCAGUAUCAUGCAAAUCGGGCCCCCUGCCAGUUGAUUCUUUUCGCUUCAUUUUUCCGAUAAUGGAGAGAAUACUGUCAUCUCCUAAGAAGACACAACUUCAUGAUGAUGUACUUCGAAUACUUUUUCUACAUAUGGAUCCAGUAUUACCCCUCCCUAGACUUCAAAUGCUUUCAGUUAAGUUUCUACUUUUUCGGACUUUACAUCUGCAGAAUUAUCUAUAUCAUAUUUUUUUUGUUUUAUUUGCCAUGACAUCUGGAUAUUAUGCUUCUUGGCAGGUUCUAUAUCAUGUUCUCGGAGCUAUUCCUGCCUAUCAAGGGUCUGUUGUACCAGCCUUAAAUGAGUUGUGUCUUGGUUUGCAACCAGAAGAAGCGACACCUGCUUUAUCUGGUGUUUAUGCCAAAGAUGUUCAUGUUAGAAUGGCUUGUUUAAAUGCUGUGAAAUGCAUUCCAGCUGUAUCCAGCCGUUCUCUUCCUCAGGACGUAAACUUUGCAACCAGCAUUUGGAUUGCCCUGCAUGAUCCAGAAAAGUCAGUGGCUGAAGUGGCAGAGGAUAUCUGGGAUCGUUAUGACCAUGAAUUUGGGACAGAUUAUUCUGGACUCUUCAGGUCUCUUUCUCAUGUUAAUUAUAAUGUUCGAAUGGCUGCUGCCGAUGCAUUAGCUGCUGCCUUAGAUGAGUACCCAGAUACGAUACAGGAAGCCCUUGCGACUCUGUUCUCUCUUUAUAUUCGUGAUGGUGGUAUCAGCGAGGACAACAUUGAUUCUGGUUGGUUAGGCAGACAAGGGACUGCAUUAGCUUUACAUGCAGCAGCUGAUGUACUUAGAACCAAAGACCUUCCAGUUGUUAUGACAUUCUUGAUAUCCCGAGCACUGGCUGAUACCAAUGCUGAUGUUCGAGGAAGAAUGAUCAAUGCUGGUAUCAUGAUCAUUGACAAACAUGGAAAAGAUAACGUCUCCCUGUUAUUUCCUAUAUUCGAAAAUUACUUAAACAAGAAGGCUUCGGAUGAAGAAAAAUAUGAUUUGGUACGAGAGGGUGUGGUCAUCUUUACUGGAGCUUUAGCAAAACAUUUGUCCAAGGAUGAUCCUAAGGUCCAUGCUGUUGUAGAGAAGUUGCUGGAGGUGCUAAACACCCCCUCAGAAGCUGUUCAGAGGGCAGUCUCAAGCUGCCUGUCUCCAUUAAUGAAAUCGAAGCAAGAAGAUGGAAUGUCACUUGUUUCUAGGCUAUUAGAUCAGCUGAUGAAGAGUGAGAAAUAUGGGGAGCGCCGUGGAGCAGCUUUUGGACUUGCCGGGGUUAUAAAAGGAUUUGGAAUAUCUAGUUUGAAAAAGUACGGGGUGGCAACAGUGCUACGCGAAGGACUUGCAAAUAGGAAUUCUGCCAAAUGUCGCGAAGGAGCUUUGCUGGCAUUUGAGUGUCUUUGUGAAAAGCUUGGAAAAUUGUUCGAACCGUAUGUAAUCUACUUGUUACCAUUGCUUUUAGUUUCGUUCUCUGAUCAAGUUGUUGCUGUUCGGGAAGCUGCUGAAUGUGCUGCUCGGGCUAUGAUGUCUCAACUUACUGCACAGGGGGUGAAACUUGUUCUUCCAUCACUUUUGAAGGGUCUGGAAGAUAAAGCUUGGCGGACAAAGCAGAGUAGUGUUCAACUUCUUGGAGCUAUGGCAUAUUGUGCUCCACAACAACUAUCUCAAUGCCUACCUAAGAUUGUUCCAAAAUUGACGGAGGUGCUAACUGACACUCAUCCAAAAGUGCAGUCUGCAGGGCAGACAGCACUCCAGCAGGUUGGUAGUGUGAUAAAGAAUCCUGAAAUCGCUUCCCUUGUUCCAACUCUUUUGCUGGGUCUCACAGACCCCAAUGACCAUACAAAAUAUUCCCUUGAUAUUCUUCUUCAGACAACUUUUAUAAAUUCCAUUGAUGCUCCUUCACUUGCCCUUUUGGUACCCAUUGUCCAUCGUGGAUUGAGAGAGAGGGGUGCUGAAACUAAAAAGAAGGCUGCACAAAUAGCUGGCAAUAUGUGUUCAUUAGUCACUGACCCAACCGACAUGCUUCCAUAUAUAGGAUUGCUUCUUCCUGAAAUUAAAAAGGUUUUAGUGGAUCCAAUCCCUGAAGUUCGGUCUGUAGCAGCCAGAGCCGUUGGUUCUCUGAUAAGAGGGAUGGGAGAAGAGAACUUCCCAGACCUUGUUCCAUGGUUGCUAGACACACUCAAGUCUGACGGUAGUAAUGUUGAACGCUCUGGUGCUGCUCAAGGGUUGAGUGAGGUGGUUGCUGCUCUUGGCACAGAGUACUUUGAGCACCUUCUUCCUGACAUCAUAAGGAACUGCUCUCAUCAAAAGGCGUCCGUGCGUGAUGGUUAUCUGACACUUUUCAAGUAUCUGCCAAGAUCAUUGGGUGUACAGUUCCAGAACUACUUGCAGCAAGUCCUACCAUCCAUAUUAGAUGGUCUUGCGGAUGAAAAUGAAUCUGUACGUGAAGCUGCACUUGGAGCUGGGCACAUACUGGUUGAGCAUUAUGCUGUUACGUCUCUGCCUUUGCUUCUUCCAGCUGUAGAAGAUGGUAUAUUCAAUGAUAAUUGGCGUAUCCGUCAAAGUUCUGUGGAACUUUUAGGUGAUCUCUUAUUUAAGGUUGCUGGCACUUCUGGGAAAGCUCUUCUUGAGGGUGGUAGUGACGAUGAAGGGGCCAGUACUGAAGCACAAGGGCGUGCAAUCAUUGAGGUACUUGGCCGAGAUAAGCGUAAUGAAGUGCUUGCUGCACUCUAUAUGGUUCGAACAGAUGUCAGCCUUUCAGUUCGUCAGGCUGCCUUACAUGUGUGGAAGACUAUCGUUGUAAAUACUCCAAAAACUCUGAAGGAGAUAAUGCCAGUUUUGAUGAAUACCCUUAUCUCUUCUCUUGCAUCAUCAUCCUCUGAAAGGCGGCAGGUUGCUGGACGAGCAUUGGGUGAGCUUGUUAGGAAACUUGGGGAGAGGGUUCUUCCGCUGGUUAUUCCUAUAUUAUCUCAAGGCUUGAAGGACCCUGAUUCUAGCAGAAGACAGGGUGUUUGUAUUGGCCUAAGUGAAGUGAUGGCCAGUGCUGGUAAGAGUCAAUUAAUAAGUUUCAUGGGCGAGCUUAUCCCAACCAUCCGUACAGCUCUUUGUGAUAGCAUGGUCGAGGUUCGCGAGUCUGCAGGAGUUGCUUUUAGUACACUGUACAAGAGUGCUGGAAUGCAAGCAAUCGAUGAAAUUGUCCCAACGCUUCUCCAUGCCUUGGAAGAUGAUGAUAUGGCGGAUACUGCCCUUGAUGGCCUCAAACAAAUUUUGAGUGUCAGGACUGCAGCUGUGUUGCCUCAUAUAUUGCCAAAGCUUGUUCAUCUCCCUCUCUCUGAAUUCAAUGCACAUGCUCUGGGAGCUGUUGCGGAGGUCGCAUGUGCUGGCCUAAAUGUCCAUCUUUCAACAAUUCUUCCUGCUUUGCUCUCUGCAAUGGGAGAUGAUAAUCAUGUGGAAGUCCAGGAUCUUGCAAAGAAGGCUGCAGAAACUGUGGUCUUGGUCAUUGAUGACGAAGGGAUAGAGAAUUUGAUAUCAGAGUUAUUGAAGGGGGUUGGGGAUAACCAGGCUUCAACUAGGCGCAGUUCUGCGUACUUAAUUGGAUAUUUCUUCAAAAACAGUAAAUUGUAUCUGGUGGAUGAAGCUCCAAAUAUGAUAUCCAUCCUGAUCAUUUUACUAAGUGACUCAGACUCGGCUACUGUAUCGGCUGCAUGGGAAGCACUGUCAAGAGUUGUUAGUUCAGUCCCCAAAGAAGUUCUACCUUCAUAUAUAAAGUUAGUUCGUGAUGCUGUUUCCACAUCUAGAGACAAGGAACGUAGAAAGAAAAAGGGUGGUCCAAUUGUUAUACCUGGGUUUUGUCUUCCAAAAGCUCUUCAACCGUUGCUUCCCAUAUAUCUUCAGGGCCUAAUAAGCGGGUCUGCAGAAUUGAGAGAGCAGGCUGCUCAGGGUCUUGGAGAAUUAAUUGAAGUAACCAGCGAAAAAGCACUCAAGGAGUUUGUAAUCCCUAUUACGGGGCCUCUGAUUCGAAUUAUAGGUGAUCGAUUCCCAUGGCAAGUGAAAAGUGCUAUUCUGUCGACUUUGACCAUCAUAAUCGCAAAGGGUGGGAUGGCUUUGAAACCUUUUCUUCCACAGCUACAAACGACCUUCGUUAAAUGCUUGCAGGACAACACCAGGACUGUUCGUUCAAGUGCCGCCUCAGCACUCGGGAAGCUUAGCGCUUUAAGUACCCGAGUUGAUCCUCUAGUUGGCGAUUUGCUUUCCAACUUGCAGGCAUCAGAAGGUGGCGUUCGUGAAGCAAUAUUGGUCGCUCUUCAAGGUGUUGUCAAGUAUGCUGGGAAGAGUGUUAGUGCUCCCGUUAAGACCCGUGUCUUUGAUCUUUUGAAGGUGAUGAUAUACAAUGAUGAUGACCAAAUACGAAGUUCUUCAGCAAGAAUCUUGGGAAUCUUAUCUGAGCAUUUGGAAGAUGAUCAAAUUUCUGAAUUACUAGAGGAACUUCCAGAUAAAGCUUCAUCUCCUAACUGGUCUGCUCGGCAUGGUUCACUUCUUACCAUCUCAUCCAUGCUAAGACACAUUCCUACCAUAGUUGCAGCAUCUCCAUCGUUCACAACGGUGGCGGACUGCCUCAAAAAUAGCUUGAAGGAUGAAAAGUUUCCCGUUCGUGAAACAUCAACCAAAGCAUUAGGAAGGCUUCUACUUCAUCAAAUUCAAAAGGAUCCUUCCAACACAAAUGCACACAAAGGCACGGUUGCGUCCAUAGCAUCUGCCAUGCAGGAUGAUUCCAGUGAAGUCAGGAGGAGGGCGUUAUUUGCACUUAAAGCAGUUGCCAAAGCAAAUCCUACCUUAGUAAUGAUCCAUGUUACAGUAUAUGGUCCUGUGCUUGCUGAAUGUUUAAAAGAUGGAAGCAUGCCCGUGAGACUUGCAGCCGAGAGAUGUUCUCUGCAUGCGCUUCAGUUAACGAAAGGGAUAGAAAACGUUCAAGCAGCACAAAAGUAUCUUACAGGCUUAGAUGCAAGACGGAUAGCAAAGCUUUCUGAAUACAGUGAUGAUAGUGACGACAGUGAAGAUGACUCGGCAAGUGGUUGAUAAGUUGUCGAUAUGUAUGUAGAUUCUAGGUUUUUUGUGUUCAUCUAUAGCAUACAAGUUUUCCAGAGGUUCGAUGACAGGGUUUUACCGUCUACAUUUUUGUAUUCAUCAUAGGAAAAACUAUAUGCAUUUAUUCAUAGAAUAUAAAGAAAUCUCGUACCCAUCUUUUGUCGAAUGGGUCGCAGAAUGGGUUCGCAGGAUUUCCGUGUUAUAGUUGGAAUCGUAUCGCUGGUACUCACGAGUUGUAAUCUUUGCGUGUUGGAUUUUGGAGUUAUGUUUUGUGUUAAUGUUUCGAUUAAUGAAGAGAAUAAAGUGUUUUAUCUAUUGCUUCAA